Molecule: messenger RNA, 769 nt
Organism: Panicum virgatum (switchgrass)
Lineage: Eukaryota; Viridiplantae; Streptophyta; Magnoliopsida; Poales; Poaceae
Product: auxin-responsive protein SAUR36-like
Exons: 1
Coding region: 149-577 (142 amino acids)
Biological process (GO): response to auxin
Source: RefSeq, a predicted model, not a curated record
AACCCAUCCCAAGUUCUACAACAUAUGUUUCCUAUAAAUACAUGAUCACCUGCACAAACCAUGGCCACACACGAAUCGAAUUGUUUCUAACCAUUUCAUCUCAAAGACAAGAGUCCAUUUGCUUGAAAGCCAAAGGCAGGUAGCUACAAUGAUCAGCUCCAAGAAGCUAGCUCAGCUGUCCAAGAAGUGGCAGGGAAUGGGCGUAAUUGGGCUAAAAAGGAUCACAAGUGUAGACAAAGAGUUCAACCCAUCUUGCAGCAGCAUGGUUGCAGGGAAGGGCAACUGCAUUGUCUAUUCUUCCGAUGGGAAGCGGUUUGAGAUCCCCCUCACGUACCUCCGCACGACAGUCUUUGUGGAGCUCCUGAAGUUGUCACAGGAAGAAUUUGGGUUCACAAGUGAUGGGAGAAUCACACUGCCUUGCGAUACAGCAGUGAUGGAGUAUGUGAUGUGUUUACUGAGGAGAGAGGCCUCUGAAGAUGUUGUGAAGGCACUCCUCAGUUCCAUAGUGAUGCCUUGCCACCACCAAAGCAGAUUAUCCAGUGGAUUGAACCAGCAAUUCGCUGUCUGCAGCACCUGAAGAUGAAGAUAUCAUGGAUUUGAGCUUGUUUUCUCUCUUUUCCCCCUUCCAUCUUUUUUUCCCAGCUGUACCUUGGAGCACAGUUUUGUGCAACGUUUUUACAAUGGUACACUGUGGUUGUACAGAUGGAUGAGUGUAAAAAUAAUCAUAUUGUGAUUAGAAAAGAAGGAAUCAAGCUUGCCAUUGAAACAA